Emiliania huxleyi CCMP1516 is the source of this 1995-nucleotide messenger RNA. RefSeq lists its product as hypothetical. Lineage: Eukaryota; Haptophyta; Isochrysidales; Noelaerhabdaceae. The transcript has 5 exons. The record is from RefSeq and is a predicted model, not a curated record. The coding region runs from base 1 to 1995 and encodes 664 amino acids.
AUGCACGAGACCUUCUCCUUCUUCUCGGGUCUGAUCCUCGGCUCGCUUCUGACGCUACUCCUCAAGCCGAUCCUGCUACGAGCGUCUCGCCGCAGAGCAGGGCGUUCCGAGCUCGACACGCCGCUGCUGCCAGUGGCGAGCCCUGCAGAGAACGCUACCUCCGCCGUCGCCUCUGGCACUCCAGCCGCGUACCGACCUCCGAAGACGGCGCUGCCGACGCGUAGCGUCGUCGCGGCGGGUGGCACGCUGGCCGACGAGACUGCCGAGACGGACCAGCUGCUCGAGACGGUGGAGGGCGGCGGAAGCUUGGAGAAUGCAAUCUCGGUGACGGUCGACAACUGCUCGGAUCAGCUUGCGACGCUGGUGCGGGUGGUCGUCUCCGAUCGCACCGGCCUCCUCGCCGAGAUGUCGGCCGUGCUGUCCGGCCUCGGCCUCUCCCACGGCCGCAAGGUCGUCGGCCGGUCGCGGCUCGCGGCGAUCGAGCAACGGAUGCACGACUGGGCCCGGUCCGGCUGGCUGAGGCAAGGCAUCCAGCGGCUGAUCGACCGCGACGCGGCGGCGACCGGCUUGAGCCGCUCCAUCGGGUCCGCGAACUCGAUCAGCGCCCUCGCCGACGGCGCCCUCGAGCCGCCCGAGCCGCUGCGCGACGCCGUCCGCGACGCCGCCCCGCCGGAGGGGCCGGAGGAGGAGGAGGAGCCGCUCCUCCGAGCGGCGCUGUGCGCGGCGCUGCGCUGCGGCGCCCUCCCCUUCGGCUCUCUGCCGCCCGGCCUCGCCGGCGACCUGGCCGCCGCCGCGCUGCCCCGCAUGCGGCGGUGCAGGCUCCCGGCGGGGGCGGAGCUGCGCUCGGACAGCGCGUGGCUGCUGCUGCUCGAGGACGAGGCGACCGCCUCCGUCGAGCGGGCCGCGGCGACGGCUCCGUCGAGCACGCAGCUGCGCCGAGCGACUCGCUCAACCGCGGCGUGGGGCGAGGGAGGAGGCGGCGGAGGAGGGUGCGUGGCAGAGGAGGGUGGCGAGCCGCUCUCUGUGCCGCUCCCUGCCCUGUCGGUGCUGUGGGAGCUGCUCUCCGACCUGCCCGUCCUGGCGCCCCUCUCGCCGAGACGGAUGCUCGCCCUCUGCCGCCGCGCCGUCGAGGUGGUGCUGCCGCCCCUCACCGUCGCCCUGCCGCCGCGGCUGCGCGCGCGGGACACGCUCGGCGAGGCGGGCGCCCUGCACGGCUCCGCGCUGCCGCGGGGCGUGCGCAUCUCCUCCUGCGGCGCUGGCGCGCGGCUGCUCUGCUGGCCGAGGGACUCGUCGCUAGGCGAGGCGCUCUCCCGUCUGCCAGAGCUGCUGCCGGCGGGCUGGUCGUCCCGCGCCGAGCUCGGCUGCCUCGCCCAGGCGCCCGGCCUCGGCCGCAAGCUGCUCCGCAGCGGCGCGCUGCGGCCCCUCGGCGCCGACCUCUCCGCCCUCUCCGCCACGCGCGACGGCCGCAGCACGCCCCUCCUCUGCCUCGUCGCGUGCGGCACGCUGCUCGAGACUUUGCCCGUCUCGGUGACGAUCUCGCCACUCUCGCAGCGCGGCGGCGGCGGCAGCAGCUUCGAGGACUUGGGGCUGGCCGUCCUCUCGGCUCGCAUCCGCACCGAGACGGGCGCCGACGGCAGCGAGGUCGCGCACGACGUCUUCACCGUCGCUCCACGGGGCGCCGCCGCGCUGGCCGACACCGCUUCGCUGCUGCGGCGGGUCGAGUCGCAGCUGCGCGAGAUGCUCGCCGUCAACGCGCUGCACGCCGGGGACGCGACCCUCCUCUCCGACACGCACGACUUGCGCGCGCCGCCGCAGGCGCCGCAGCCGCUGAGCGUGUACUGCCUCGACCUGCCCGCCGCCGUUGCCCUCCUCGCAGCCGACGACUCGCCGCUGGCGCUCGGCGAGGGCGCGCCGCGCACGGUCGGAGACCUCUACCGCACGCUUCUCGAGGCGAGGCGGCAGCCGCUCGUGGGCACGUCGGGAGGGGUUCCCUGA